Messenger RNA from Caenorhabditis angaria, 5884 nucleotides. NCBI's taxonomy places the organism in Eukaryota, Metazoa, Nematoda, Chromadorea, Rhabditida, Rhabditidae. The record is from the annotation of a GenBank genome assembly.
AUGGAAGAAAAUCGAUCAAAAUGUCAUGAUUUGACACGGGAAGGCGAGCGGCUCUUUCGAUUGCAUAAAUAUGAGCAAGGUAUUUAUUUUGUUUUGUUAAAAAGUGAUCAGACAGAUAAAACAAAUAUUUGAUAAAUAAAAAAGUUGUUCAGGCAUCACUUUUCUGGAAAGAGCGCUCGAUGUAGGAACCGAUGAUUUUCAAUUGUUGUCAGCGAUUUAUUGCCAAUUGGGAAAUGCUCAUGUCAUGCUCAAAGAUUAUGAAUCAGCGUUGAAAUUCCACACCUAUGACAUUCUUGUUGAAAGGUGAGCUCUUUUUUUGUGAUGCUCAAAAUAAAAACAUAGUUUUGUGUUGCUCUUUUUCUAACCUGAACGUCAUAUGUCUUUUGAACGUUUGAAUUUGAAAAUUGCUUGAAAUUUCACAUAAAUUAUCGCUAAUUUCCUUUCUUUUUCCGUUCGCAGAAAAGAGCAAAAAAGUGUGAGAAUAUCAUUUUUUUUUUUGAUAUAUCAAGAACAUUUUUUGAAUCAUUCAAAAGUUGUUCAUACAAAAAUGAUGUUUGUAGUUUAGUUAGUUUAAGCCUGCCGAAAAAGUUGCCGCGGGCAGUUUUGCUGGAAGUUUUGAGAGCAAAGUUUUGGCAAAAAUGUUCCCAUUUUGUGAAAUUUUUUCUGUUGUUGUUGGAGGCUAUUUUGAGUUAAGAUUACAUUAUUUCCGUUUUUUUUAAAUUCAAAUCUUUAGGGUAACUUUAAUUUUUGUAGAGAACUUCGCAAAUUUUCUCGAUCUCUGAAUUUUCCAAAAAAUAACUAAUUUCCUUGAAAUUUUGCCCUUUGUCACAAGUCUAGCCAAAGAACCCAAUGUUGGAAUGAAAUACAAACAUAUUAUAAUUUUUCCUAAAAAACUUAUUGUUAUUAAUAAUUCAAGGUGUUCAAAUUUUAAAAAAAUCAAUGAGCUUUUCCAAAUCAAAUCUUAUAAAUCUAAAACCAUAAGUUUCACUUGUGUUCUAAUUAUUAUAAAAAGUUUCACGAUUUGCGAUUUGAAUUUGAUAUUUCCUCAAAAAAAUAUCCGAAAAGUUUAAACUUCCUGGUUGAAAUCAAACUUCUACAAUUUUCCAUCGCAUAGAUUACAAAAUGACAUUUCUUGGGAAAUCAUCUUCUGAUUAUUUUAAAGUCAGAACGUUGUUUUCUAAAUGAGGCACUGAAAUUGAUUUUCGAUCUGUUCUCACAUCCAGAAAAAUCCUAAUUAUUUGAAUUCAGUUACAAUUUUGUAAUAUAUUUACCAAAUAACCGCAGUGGGAUUCACAGUAUAAUUCAUUUCCGCGAACUUCAUAGUUCAUCGUUAAUUGAGGAAAUUGUGAUAUUUCCCAUGAUAUUUUCCAAUAUUUAUCAAUUUCCUCAAAAUCAUUUCAUAAUUAAGUUCAUUUUUCUACAGAAUGCUUGGAAACAAAGAAGGUGAAGCGAAAUCUUGUGCAAAUCUCGGAAGUAUUUUCAAGAUGAAGGGUUCAUUUAACGAUGCGCUCAGUUUCACUUUCCGCCAGUUGGAAUUCGCCGAAGAGCUUAAAGAUCUUGUAAGUCCCACUUCCCCCGCGAAAUAUAUAUUUAUUCAAUUAUUUUUGCAGCUGUUGGAAUCUAGAGCAUACUACAAUAUUGGUACAAUUUACAUUGAACGCGGAAGAUUCACCAAACUUCAUAUGACAGAAGAAGAUGAGGAGGAAAAAACGCGUGAGGCAACAUCGGAUUUUGAAAAUGCUAUCAAAUAUUUUACAAUGAAUUUGGAAUUGGCUCAAAAAGCUGAAGACGCUUUGACAACUGGUAGAUGUUACGGGAGUCUUGGAAAUACUUAUUAUUGUCUAGGCAACUAUGAAAAAUCGAUACAUUAUCAUAAACUUGUGAGUUUUCAAUUCGAAUUUUUUACACUUUUAGCAAGUUCCCCAUACAAAAAGUAUCCUUGUCAGUUUCAUUUCUCCCCACGCGAUUUAUCUAAUUGUUGUUUGCAUUGCCCUCAUUUUGUCAGAAUUCCAAAUUUUUUUGGCGCAUGUUUGUAACUUGAUAGGUUCUUCGUCCCCCCAUGUGACAUCAAGGUUUUUUAUUUCACACCUUGAUAUUUUACAAGAAUCUGACAAAAUCAUGUGAGCUCUCAUAAUAAUAAUAUGUAUUGUGAAAGAAACAAUUAUAGGGUACGAAUAUGCACUUUUUCUCAUAUAAUUUGAUAUCUUAUAAUGUGUGGUCUGUGACAAGAUAGAUUACGGUAUCUGAAAAAUAUAUACUUUUUUUUGAAAAUCAGAUUAUAGAAUAAUGAUAAUUAAUUUGAUGAGAUUAUUUCGAGUUCUUGGAAAUAAUGACAUUAUAUUUACUGCAAGAAAAAAUUUCACAUGAAAUUUUAGGAUUAGAAAAGAAUUAUUGAGGGACUGGUGUUGGUGUUUGAUGUUUUUUGACAUUGAACUCCUAAACUAUGAAUAAUGUAUUAGUGGAAUAGUUGGGAACCUGGAAAAUUGAUGAUGAUGUAAUUUGAAUAAAGCUCAAAGAUUGGAUAAGGAACUUUGUGUGUUUUUUUGCUCUUAAUCUUAAUACAAAGAAACAUUGUUUUUGAGAGUUGAAAAGAAGAUUUAUAGAAUCUUUCUUUGAAAAUUUCAUAUUUUUCAUGUCAACAAAAAUUCCACUAAUUAUCAAUUCAGCUCAUCAAAGAAUUAUUUACGAGAACUCACAUUUUGACAUGUUUUUUUCUGAAGAGGAUAUUUUUUUUGAAUGCGUUUACGAGAAAACUUGAAUUUAAAUUUUUGAUGCUCCGAAUUCAAAAAAAUGUGCUUUUGUUUCUUUAAAAGCACCUGAAGACAUUUCAGAACAUUCUAUGUUUCUCAAAUUUUAGAUACAGUACUCGAAAAAUCACCUGCAAAAUUUGCACUUUCAGAAUAAUCACCUGUUUCUUCCCUAUAUAAAAGAUUUUGAUUUUUUCAAAGUUUCAGAUUACUGUAUCUCCUAGAAUAAUCUGAUAAAAAUUGUUGAAACUCAUAAUCCACGGCUAUCCCAAGAUCCUCUUUAGAGACUCCGAAGUUGUUUUAUUCGGAACAAAUCAAAUUAAUUCCGCGCGCUUAGUUGUCUAUAAAAAACACUUUGUCUUGAUUUUCCUUCUCUUCUGAUUGAGUUAUUCAGACAUCUAAAUCGAAUUUCGUCACACACGUGUUGUUGUUAUUAUUAUUAUUAAAAAUCAGUAGUAAUUCAUUGUUAUUUUCCAGAGGCUCGAAUUAUCUCAACAAUACGGCGAUCGUGCGUCAAUGCGACGUGCUCAUGCAAAUAUUGCAAAUUGUCACGCUCUGAAAUCUGAUAUGCCAGCAGCGAUUAAACAUUAUCGGUGAGUUAAUCCUAUGAUGUUAUCUAAAAGAUUAUUCAUGUUUUUGUUUUUUCUUCUUUCAGAUUAGCCUAUAAUAUCGCAUCUGAAUUGUCAAAUCGUUCCGAAGAGGCACAAAUGGCUUAUUCGCUUGCCAAUGCUUUGUAUAUUACUAAAGAUUUUCCGAAAGGUUUGUAGCAAAAACUACAAUUUUAUGUGGUGAAAAUCUGAGAAAUUUUUCGUUCUUUUAAGAAAAAAAAACUCAAUUUCCUUCUUAGAUUUUCUUUUGAACAACGAGAAAAAAGUUUUCAUUUGACUUUUAUUUUGAAGAAAAGUGCAGUGUUUUUGUUUUCAUCAAAUUUCUAAUUCCAAUUGAUGUGAGGUUUUUUCUUUGAAAUAAUCUGAAAAUAAUAAAAACCGGAAAGGUCAAGCUCAUUUAUAAAAUUUUAGAAUUUGUGGAUUCAUUGAGAUCUCACAGUCAGAAAAACUGAUACCAAAAAAAAUCUGUCCAAGGAAUUUAUUUUAUUCAAAUUUUUCUUGUUGUUGUUAUUCUUUUUUUCCCUUUCUCCUUGAUCGAUCAAGGAGGAAAUUCAAAUUUGCAUUUUAUCUUGUUAUUUUUUUGCUAUUCCAUUUUCCAAAUGUCAUCAUUUGACCCUCGAAUUUCUCAUUUUCCAUCUCACUUGACGAAUCCUAGAAAAAAAUGAGGCAUUUUUUGAGCCCCCAAAAAAAUCUUGAAACAUUUUUUAUAUGUUCAAAUUUUCCCCAGAGGAGAAGAAAGAAAAUGAUUUAUAGAAGAGGAAGUUUUUUUCAUCGCUCGCUGAAACUUUAGAAAAAAAAACUUCUGUAAUAAAAUAUUCAACUGUCCUUUCCAGUUGAAUAGUUUUUCCCCAAUUAAUUAAUUAUUUCAUUUUUCCAGCUAUAACUUAUUUCUUGCGCCAUUUGGAUAUCGCCAGAAAACUUGAGGACAAAUCCGGUCAACUCAGAUCCUAUUACUCGUUGGCUCAAGCAUUCCAAAACAUUCGUGAUUUCCGAAAAAGUCUAUAUUUCCUUGUUCUCGCAAAAAGAAUGGCACUUCAGGUUGGUAGUGUCUAGUGUAGUAGUGUACAUGAGAAAAUGAAAAUGAGAAAAAUAAACUCGUCAGUUUUUUCGCUUUCAAUUAGAAAUGGACGCGAAAAGGAAUUAACUAUCAAUUAAAAUCGAGCACAAGACGUUUUUGCUCGUUUUUUCUUGUUCUUCUUGCCGACUUCUUUUAUUUUUUGCACAUACUCUUCUUCAAAAUAUACAUACAUUUCUUUUAGGUCGAAGACACUAACACAAUUGUUGAUAUUGACAAUUUGCUCAAGGAAAUUUUGGAUGCUGCAAAAUCCACAGUCUUAAUCGAUAACACUGAGGUGAGCUCUUUUGGCACAAUUUUUAGUGCAAACCCCGCCCCCUUUUUUCUUUUUUUCUUUCAUAUAAAAAAUGAAGGCGGAGCUUUUCCAUUUUCUUUUUUUUUCUCUUAUUGAGUUCAAUUUCAGCAGCUAACUUGACACUUCUGAAAAAUAAGCUGUUUUCAGAUUAUCAUUGAUCCGUCAGCUGACCCACACGGCCCACAAAUUGAAAACAACGAGACGCUUUUAUCGUUUUUCAAAAAGCGAACAUUAACUGAUCGCCCGGUGAACGUAUGUUUUUUUUCAACAUGUGAUCUUGACAUUUAUUUUUUGAGAAAAGCAAACUUUGUUGUUGUUGAAAAAAAUAAAUAAUGUUUUUUUUUGCAGGACGCGGAAGAUCCGCACGCCGGCGAUCGUUACGACAAAGAGGAGUUCUUUGAUAUGCUAGCGCGUUUGCAAUCAAAAAGAAUGAAUGAUCAACGCGUCGAUGUCACAUUAUUGAAUCCAGAUAGACCGGUAAAAACACGCCGACAGGCUGACACUGAGCCGGAUAACUCGUCAACAGGUUCGUCGUUUUUUGCAUAUUAAUUUUGUUUUUCUCCCCAUCUUUUUCUCUUUUUAUCCAUUUAUUCUAAUUUUCAGAUGGCUCUGAAGUAUUGAUCGAUCUUCUCUUGAAUGCUCAAGGUCGUCGUAUGGAAGAUCAACGAGCUCCAUUUUUGCCAGGGCUUAAUGAGCAUGGACAAUUGAUUUUGCGUCGUUUGAACACGUUAGUUAAAUUUUAUUUUAAUAAGCCCUACCAUAAGAUGGAAUUUACUGAAAAAAAACUUUUUCCACCUGCACACACUAGUCUUUUAACUCUUUCAAAACCAAAUUUUCCAGUGAAAACUCCACCGAUGAAUUGGACAGUCAUUUGGUCGAAUGGUUGAUGCGUGUUCAAAGUCAACGUCUCGACGACCAACGUAGUGAAUUGCCAAAAGCGUUGCGUCAAGAUGGUGUACACCCACUAAGCUUCCGUCAAUCGUCUCCACCAAAAGCUGGAUCAUCAUCCGCCCCAUCAACAUCAGCCGCCUCUUCUCCACUCCCAAAAAAUAAAGCAAAAGAAGAGGAAGAUGUUACCAAUAUUGUUCUUCGUAUGCAAGUUGGUCGACUCGAAGACCAACGUGCACAUUUGCCAUCAACUUCAUCAUCCAGCAACUAA